This is a messenger RNA of Stomoxys calcitrans (stable fly), 1846 nucleotides long. RefSeq lists its product as uncharacterized. Gene Ontology annotation, molecular function: oxidoreductase activity. The transcript is spliced from 4 exons. The coding region runs from base 211 to 1299 and encodes 362 amino acids. Lineage: Eukaryota; Metazoa; Arthropoda; Insecta; Diptera; Muscidae. The record is from RefSeq and is a predicted model, not a curated record.
GAGAAUGGUGUACUCUCGUCGUUUUAAAGUCUUUAAUAUUUGUGCUUAUUCUCUAAUCAAACAAGAAUUUAUAAUCGCAACUCUUAAUUGGGCGGUGAAUACGAGUGAAUAGGCAUAGGCAACGCUAGCGUAAGCAGGCUGCCAUCAGUCUGCUGGGCGUUUUGAAAGUGGUGGUACUUGUACGAAAACUUGAGUAUUGUAUCGCGUAAAAUGUCAUCUAGUAUCAAUAAAAAACUACUGGUUGCUGUCCAGGAAUCCAGACGAUUUAUGGUCGACUGUUUUACGGCUGUGAAUGUUCCUCAAGAUCAUGCUAAGCAAAUGGCUGACUUAUUAGUUGCGGCGGAUUAUCGUGGUCAUUUUAGUCAUGGCAUGAACCGAUUAGAAAUGUAUUUAAAUGAUUUGACGAUUAAUUCCACCGAUGGCGCUGCAGUUCCCAAAAUUUUAAAGGAAACUCCCUCAACAGCAUGGGUAGAUGGUUGCAACGGACUAGGAGCCGUUGUGGGAAACUUUUGCAUGGACUUAGCCAUAAAGAAGGCCAAGCAGGUAGGUGUGGGUUGGGUUUGUGCCAGAGGCUCAAACCAUUAUGGCAUUGCUGCCUGGUAUCCAAUGAGAGCCAUGAAAGAGGGUUUAGUUGGCAUGUCAAUGACAAAUACAUCGCCUUUGAUGGCUCCCACCCGCUCAAAAGAAGCAGCAUUGGGCACAAAUCCCUUGUGCUUAGGAGUGCCCGCUAAGAAUGACAAAUUUUUGUUGGAUAUGGCAACCACUGCUGUUGCUGUAGGCAAAAUUGAGAUACAACGUCGUAAGGGUGCUCCACUACCCGAUGGUUGGGCCCAAGACCCAGAUGGUAAAGUGACCAAUGACGCAGAAUUGGCAUUCAAAACGGGAUGCUUAAUGCCACUAGGUGGUCUGGAAAUAAAUUCUGGUUAUAAAGGCUAUGGUCUUGGCGGCUUAGUCGAUAUCUUAUCUGGAGUAAUGUCUGGGGCGAAUUAUUCAACGAAAGUUCGAAAAUGGACUCAUGCUGGAGCUAACACAGCUGCUGACCUAGGACAGGUAUUCAUUGCGGUUGACCCCAACUGUUUUGCUCCAGAUUUUGAAGAGAGAAUGUGCGAUUUCAAUGCCCGCCUACGUGGUUGCACACCGACUGACCCUGCAAAGCCCGUGCUUGUCGCCGGUGAUAAAGAAACAAUCAAUAUGAAGGCAGUUGAUGAAGCUGGCGGCAUAGAGUACUUGCCAAAUCAAUUAAAAACUUGUGAAAUAUUAUCUGAGCGUUUCAAAGUCAAGCCAAUAGGAUUCGUUUAAAUUAUCCAUUUAUUAACCCUACACCAGCACUGUGGUCCAAGGUAUUACAACUUUGUUCGGGUUUUUCAAUACCAAAAAGAAGGAGCUAUGACCAGAAUCACUACCGUGAUAUUACAAACGUCUUACGAAAUGUUCCGUUCGAUAUCUUAGAAAGUGUCUAAAUUCAAAAUUAUGUUAGAUGUAUAUGUAGCUCUAAUACCUAAAGUCUAUUUUAUAUGUUAAAGUAUUUUCUUAACAGUAGCUGGAAGAAUGGGCGGUGUAGGUUAUUGCAUAACAGACUUCGCCCAUUUUUGUCUUGUCUGUCUUGUUACAGUUGUAGUUGGUACUUUCAGUGGUGUAUGGUAUUGUAAGGUCUACUUUGUCCGACAUUCUCCUUACUUUACUUGUUUUGUGAUUGACUUGCAUUAUGACGCUGAAUGUGUAUUUGCACGUAAAUUUGUAGAGUUGCAUUUUCCAUUUAUUUUUUAUUUUAUUGUCUAAUUUCUAAAUAUAGUUGCUCUGUCUUACACAAUUGAUAGCUUUAAUAAAUAUUUAAUUAAAAAUUAAA